AUGCCGUUCAAUGCCGGUUUGCGGUCUGCAGCGCUUCUGCUUGUAAGCUUGGCUUUUGCGACACGGUUCUAUGAUUUUCUCAUAGAAAGCAAUGGAUUAAAGGCGGAGCUCGCCGAAUUCUCUGCGCAGAAUGCGCAAUGCUUUUGUUGUAGUAAUCGGCAUUUGAAUCCAAUUACAGGGGAGAAGUUGUCUUGUGACCGAGCGCUGGUCAAUGCAUCCAUCGCACAUUGGUAUGGUGACGAUGAUGUGACGGAAGGUUUAGCCACCUUCAACGAGUUGAUCCGUGGACGCUUCAGAGAAGAAGUUGGGGAAGCCGUAAGAGGGGCACGGAUGCCGUUCCACUUUGUUCUCGUGGCUUCUGUCUGGCCUGCGAUGCACCAGCUCGACUACAUCACGAUGGGCGAGCUUGAGAGCAAUUCGCAGAAGCGGGAUGGCGCUGCCGCGAGAAUCUUUCAGUGCCUGCACAUCAUGUUUAUCAUCUUUCCUCUGAUGUUUGGAAUUCUGAUGGCCAUCAUGCGAGCGAUGUCGCAUACGAAGCGAUUCAACAAGUGUGCCAUCACUGCGGUCUUCGCUUUGACAAACUGCACCCUUCAUUGGGUCUUCAUCCAAAUUGGGCGGCUGUUGAGGAAGGGGGGCUGGUUUUGUGUGCCGCUGGUUUUGGCCGAGUCAUUUGCUGUCUUCUUGUUCUUCCAAGACAGCGGCAUGAAGACUCGGACGGACAAGUUUGCAAAGAAAGUGAAGGACAUCACUACAUUGCCUAGCUUGGAUCUCGUCCGGGGCAUGCUCAGUUCGGCAAGUUGUGCAAGCAAACUGUACAUCUUCGGCGGCAACGAGGUGAGUUCCGUGGUAGCCGAAUGCUUCAGUCCUCAAGAAGGCUCCUGGGUGUCGAUGGGAAGACUUGCAACAUCACGUCGAUGCUUUGCUGCAGCGCUGGAACUCCUACCAGAAGCAUGCCAUGGCAGUAUGGCGCGGCACUGUAUGAGCCUUCACCUGAACUUGGCGCAGACUUGUUUGCAGCUCAAGGCCCACGAGGCCACCGUGCAUCACGCCACACGAGCGUUGAAAGUGGACCAGGAAAAUGCCAAGGCUUUUUUCCGGCGUGGCUUGGCGCAGGAAGCCCUGGGCAAAACCCAGGCUGCGGCGAACGACCUACAGCGUGCUGCCAGGAUAGAGCCACGCAACGCGGAUAUCCGCCGGAAGUAUGAAGAGCUGAAGAAGGCUCUUCAAGAGAUGCAGAAGAAACAGGAAGAGGAAGAGGGGCCAGUCGACCAUGACAUCAGCUCAUUGCCUCGGGCUUGGCUGGAAGUCGCCAUCGACGGUGCUGAAGCCAAGAGAGUUGUGUUUGCCCUUUAUGCCGACACUGUGCCAAAGACUGCGGAGAAUUUCCGCCGGCUUUGUACGGGCGAGCAUCCAGGAACCACAGCGCGUGGGAAGCCGUUCCACUACAAGGGCAGCAUUUUGCAUCGUAUGAUUCCUGGUUUGAUGAUCCAGGGCGGUGAUUUCGAGAAUGCCAAUGGGACGGGCGGAGAGUCCGUUUGGUCGCGGCGAUUCGCUGAUGAAGGCUUCAGGGACCCCGUCUCGCGACGAGGUCUUCUCUGCAUGGCGAAUGACGGCCCCAACACAAACGGAUCCAACUUCUUCGUGUCCUUCGCGGAGGCAGAACACCUUCACAGGCGAUGGGACAUCUUCGAGUGUGAGAGAUUGAACCCGUGGAGCCCCAAAGCUCUCGGCAUGGCCAACGUUUUGUGUGUGACUGGCCGUGGAAGCUGUUAG
Symbiodinium sp. CCMP2456 is the source of this 1773-nucleotide messenger RNA. Lineage: Eukaryota; Dinophyceae; Suessiales; Symbiodiniaceae. The record is from the annotation of a GenBank genome assembly.